GCUGUGCGUCACUCCUUCAGUGCUUCAUUCCGUUCAUCUCUCUGCUCCGCAUCCGUCGGCUCCGGCAGCAGUAUGGACAGCACAGUUUCAGCCUACUCCGAGAAGCUGAGAGAGAUGUCGGUGUUGUCUCUCAUCUGCUCUUGUUUGUAUUCCCAGCCUCAUCCCAACACCUUCGGUCAGUUUGAAGAUAUGGAGGUGAAGUCACUGAAUAAGCGAUCUUCUGGCCAGGCGUUUGAGGUCAUCCUCAAGAGUCCGACUGACCUGUCUCCGGAGAGACCCCAGACUCUGGCGCUGCCAGCCCAGAAGAAGGAGCCGUCACUGGGGGAGCUACAGAGGAGGCUGGAGGCCGCUGAGGAGAGACGGAAGUCCCAAGAGAAGCAGGUCCUGAAGCAGUUGGCGGAGAAACGGGAGCGUGAGAAGGAAGUGCUCAACAAAGCCCAGGAGGUCAACAACAACUACAGCAAGAUGACAGAGGAGAAACUCAACCACAAAAUGGAGCUGAUCACAGAAAACCGCAUGGCCCGUCUCAAUGCCCUGAAGCAGCGUCUGAGAGAGAAGGAGAUUCACGCUGCAGAAGUCCGUAAGAAUAAGGAACUUCACACUGAGAUCUCUGGCUGAGGACACUGUGACGCCAGAGCCACGAGACGGCCAGUCACGACUGCAUUUGGAGAAUAUGUCAUUCUUUGGCCACACUGUCUUAAGAGGUCAUAUCAGACUCACCGUAUCAGUUUUCCUUAUCAAUAAAUGUCAACAACAUCCCACAUACACUACGUGGACACAAGUAUGUGAGCACCCAGACACACACAUGUGCUUGUUUAAUGUUUAAUUUCAGAACCCUGGGCAUUAAUAGGCCGUUCGUCCUUCCUAACAGCUCCAACUCUUCUGUGAGUCAGUGUUCCAGCUCAUCCCAAAGGUAUUCAGGACUAGACUUUGUGCAGCCAGUCAAGUUCUUCCACAUUUCUUUAUGAUCCUUGAGAUGUUAGAAGUCAUAUCCCUCUCUGAACCCAAACUUCACUAAAAGUUUAGGCUCAAAUCAUUGUGAAAUUAUACACUUAUAAGAAUGUUGUUCAUGAUUUGAAGAAACCCUAAACAAAUCCUUUUCCUGAAAUCUGAUUGGCUGAUGUUGAUCCAUGCCCUACUUGGCACAGUAAGUUUUGUGCACAAGGACUUUGUCAUGCUGAAACAGACAAGCGUCAUCCAGACUGUCACUGUACUGAGUAACAUCAAGAUUUAAAAUCAUUGGAUUAGACAAACACAUUUAUUAUAGGAAGGGGUGUCCACAUACUUCUGGCCAUGAAGUUUAUCAGCCUGCUGAAAAAACAAAAAACAACUUAGACCAGCUUAAACUUGAACUUGUUUUAGAUGCACAGUAUUAUUGUUGACCAGUUAGACCAGUGGAUGAGCUAAAACCAGCAUGAAAGUGUUCGAACUGACACCAGCAAUGAUCUGGUCAUUUAUUCUGGUCUUGGUUGUAAUUUAGCAGAGCUGAAUCUCACAAAAGCAAAACCUUGACUCUGUAUCCACAUUUACACUGCACUUUAUAGAAUAUGAUUCAUUCACGUGGGUAGUUUAGGUGCAUUUCAAGGGUCACUGGUUUGUUUUUCAAUGACCUGUAAGAGAAAUGUCUAAGCUAUGUGCUGCUAACUGAUUACUGAAAACCAUUUAAAACGACAAGAUUAAAGCAUAACAUGUUCGUAA
This is a messenger RNA of Megalobrama amblycephala (Wuchang bream), 1698 nucleotides long. RefSeq names its product stathmin-like 3 (gene stmn3). Gene Ontology annotation, biological process: neuron projection development; microtubule depolymerization; regulation of microtubule polymerization or depolymerization. Gene Ontology annotation, cellular component: neuron projection; cytoplasm. Gene Ontology annotation, molecular function: tubulin binding. The transcript is spliced from 5 exons. Lineage: Eukaryota; Metazoa; Chordata; Actinopteri; Cypriniformes; Xenocyprididae. The record is from RefSeq and is a predicted model, not a curated record. The coding region runs from base 73 to 618 and encodes 181 amino acids.